Molecule: messenger RNA, 1718 nt
Organism: Spodoptera exigua (beet armyworm)
Lineage: Eukaryota; Metazoa; Arthropoda; Insecta; Lepidoptera; Noctuidae
Source: the annotation of a GenBank genome assembly
CAAAAUGCUCCUAUAUUCCGAGAUACGGAAUACCAAAAAAGAAAACAAGAAACAUGCACAGACUACUAAAAUCUAUUUAAUUUAUACUUUUUGCGUAAAACCUCAAUUUGAGGCGAAAAUAGUUGGUUUUUAGUGUCCCUUUAAGUUAUAAUGUCUAGUAGUAGUGGAGCGGGGGCUCCGCCCCAGGGUGGCGUGGUCAGAAGCAGCGCAUUGUCCUUCGUUGCGGCUGCGCAGCCCGCGACAACAGCUGACAACGUUCCUGGGACUCCGGAUGUGAAUCGAGAACAGGUAGCUCAAACAGAUCGCCUGGUCCCUGCGGGAUUGACAGCACUAUGUGAAGCAUGCUCCAGGCUGUACCCUGAUCAGCCCAACCCUCUGCAGGUCACUACCAGACUUAAGUAUUGGCUUGGUGGUCAUGAUCCCCUGGACUACAUCAGCAUGUAUUGGAAUCCAGGGAAGCCGGAGGAGCACAUUCUUCCCCAUUGGCACUAUGUCAGUUUCGGAGUAUCGGACCUCCAUGGGGACGGGCGCGUGCACCCUCCUCCAGACAUGUCACCGGGCGCGCCCUCAGGUUACGGGUUUGAGCUGACGAUGCGAUUGUCCGCCGAGGAGGGAGUCACUCAGCCCCCUCUGUGGCCAGCCGCGUUACUCCAAGCUUUGGCUCGAUAUGUUUUUACCACUGGUAACAAACUAUGCGCUGGGGACCACAUAACAUGGCACCGCGCCCUGGAUGGAGGGGCCGGGGCGCCGCGCUCCCGGCUCAGACACCUUCUGGUAGCCGCCGACCCUCAACUACCCACCACACAUACUCCACAUGGCACUGUCACCUUCUUACAGAUCGUAGGCUGUACUGGUAGAGAGCUGAAGGCAGCCCAACGAGGGUCCGGAUUUGAAGUCCUUAAGCUUAUCAGCGAAGAUCCCAAAUGUGGUGGGGCCUGGCUAGUGACGCGUAUGUCGCGGCGCUCGUCGUGUCGGCGCGUGCGCAGCGCGCGGGGUGCGCCGCCCCCGGCCGGCCCGGCCACGCUGGCCGGAGUCUCCGCCUCGCUGCGCUGGCAGGCUUGGAGCCCUCAACCUUCGGAACAAGCAGCGUCUCCCUCCCCCCUCCCUCCAUCGGUGGAGCAACAGAUCAAGGACACGCUGCAGCGAGGGCUCAGUUCCAUGACGGAUAGGAGUGGACCUGAAGGUCACAUGUCGACUGACAGCUUCGAGAUGUCCAGCAUGGAGCGAGCCCUGCCACAUGUACCGGAGUUAAUGGAGGGUUCCUGGCGAGGUGAUAACGAUGUGGAAUAUUUGGAAGGUGUCCACAUCAUGCUGAAUGCCGAAGGAGCCAGUCUGCUGCCUCUAGCUAUAGACGGUCGCAUCUUAGCAGGCAGUCACUUUACAUGGCGCGGCCGGGGCUGCGCCCUCACGCUGGUGGCUCCUGGAGUCCCGGGCUCCAAGGUCCAUGCUGCCAGACCCUACACAGCCUGUUCUUCUUGGUUACAGGUCUUAGUACCGAAGGACUUGGCUCAAGAUAUGUCGAAGAAAGUAGCGGCAUUUUCAAAACUGGCUGAUUCGGACUCCGAGAUCAGUUCAGAUGAUGAAAAUCAAAGUCUCGAACCCCCAAUGCUGCCUAUAACACUAACCUGGCCGAAACAUAAGUUGAAAAUCACCGUAUUGUCUGAUAACGAGUUUUUAUAAUAAAAAAAAAUAUGGAAUAAGUCGGCAAACGAGCAGAC